Molecule: messenger RNA, 5553 nt
Organism: Pieris brassicae (large cabbage white)
Lineage: Eukaryota; Metazoa; Arthropoda; Insecta; Lepidoptera; Pieridae
Gene: Pak
Product: serine/threonine-protein kinase Pak
Exons: 14
Coding region: 145-1875 (576 amino acids)
Biological process (GO): regulation of MAPK cascade; regulation of axonogenesis; protein phosphorylation
Cellular component (GO): cytoplasm
Molecular function (GO): ATP binding; protein serine/threonine kinase activity
Source: RefSeq, a predicted model, not a curated record
UUUCUGACCACUGAUCAUUAAAAUAAUUAUUUAUAUUUAUUAACUUGUACACGUUUAUUUCCAAAUAGUUAUAUAUUGAAAUGUGAAUAUUUACUAUCGCCUUAUCACUUCAUAUUAUUUCGCUAUCAGGGAUAGUAUUUCAUAAUGUCGAGUGACGAGGAUAAACCACCUGCGCCUCCAGUGCGCCUUACCAGCAAUCGAGCAACUGACCGAGUGGAUUCUGUAUCUUCGGUUGAUAUGAGACCACUGCCGAAAGAACCAGAUGAUGGUAGUGAUAGAAAGAAGAAAACACUCAAAGCUAAAAUAAAAGGAUCAAAAAGUACUGCCCACAAUGAUAAUAAGCCAAAUAUUAGUUAUCCAACAAAUUUUGAACAUACAGUUCAUGUUGGUUUUGAUGCAGUUACAGGAGAAUUCACUCUGCCUAUGACAGGCAUGCCAGAAGCGUGGGCGAGGUUGUUAAUGGCAUCAAAUAUCAGCAAACAAGAACAAAAGAGUAACCCUCAAGCAGUACUUGAUGUUCUGAAGUGGUAUGAUGCGUCGGCCACCCAACCACCGGUGUCCAAAUACAUGACAUCGGCACAGAUGCACACAACACAUUCAGGGUCAUCUGUGUCCCGCGUCUCAUCAAGCAGUCCCUCAUCAUCGACACCAACAGAUACUGAACAUCCGGAGCCACCGCCGCCGCCACCUUCAAGGCCUGAUCGUACUAAGAGUAUUUACACGAAGCCCAUAGAAGAAGAAGAGGCUCCUCCCCCUCGGCCAACGCCUGCGCCUACGACGCCCCCACACGUUCCUCAUCCGGCACUAACUACGCAUUCUAUACCGAGAGCAGAGGUGGUCCCCGCCCCGAGUCUGGAUCGUAAUAAGAAUCCGGCGCACACGCCGCCCGCCCAUGCGCCACCUGCCCCGCCCAAUGGUGCCCCAGCCACUGACACAGGGUAUGUCAGGAGAUCAACAGGCCAACAGCAAAGGAAAAAGAAGAUGACGGAUGAAGAGAUAUUAGAGAAAUUAAGAACAAUUGUUAGUGUUGGAGAUCCUAAUAGAAAAUAUACCAAAAUGGAGAAGAUUGGGCAGGGUGCUUCUGGGACAGUCUACACGGCGAUCGAGACGUCCACGGGCAUGGAGGUGGCCAUUAAACAGAUGAACCUCAGCCAGCAACCCAAAAAGGAAUUGAUUAUCAACGAAAUUCUUGUCAUGCGAGAGAACAAGCAUAACAAUGUCGUCAACUAUCUGGACAGUUAUCUUGUGAAUGAGGAACUAUGGGUGGUUAUGGAGUAUCUAGCUGGUGGUUCUUUAACCGACGUAGUAACUGAAACGUGUAUGGACGAGGGGCAAAUAGCGGCGGUGUGUCGCGAGGUACUUCAGGCAUUGCACUUUUUGCAUACAAACCAUGUUAUCCAUCGGGAUAUCAAGUCUGAUAAUAUACUCUUGGGACUGGAUGGACAAGUUAAACUCACGGACUUUGGUUUCUGCGCGCAAAUAUCUCCGGAACAAAACAAAAGGACAACUAUGGUUGGAACGCCGUAUUGGAUGGCUCCCGAAGUCGUCACGAGAAAACAGUAUGGUCCAAAGGUGGACGUGUGGUCACUAGGUAUAAUGGCGAUUGAAAUGAUCGAAGGCGAGCCCCCAUACCUCAACGAGAACCCCUUACGUGCGCUGUAUCUGAUAGCCACGAAUGGGAAACCGGAUAUCAAAGACAAAGACAAACUGAGUGCGGUCUUUCAAGACUUCCUCGACCAGUGCCUAGAAGUUGACGUAGAGAGACGCGCAACGGCUCUCGAUUUACUUAAGCACCCGUUCCUAAAAAUGGCUCGACCGCUGGCUUCACUCACGCCGUUAAUAAUGGCGGCAAAGGAAGCGGCCAAGGGGCAUUAGCGACGGCCGGGGGCCCCAUGCCCCAACAGGUGCAUCCCUUAAUAGCUUAGGACUUUGGCUGCGUGUCAUACAAAUUAUAUUUUUACAAACGAUGCAGUCCAGUAGUAACGAGUGUUCGGCGAUGUGACAGAGAGGGAUAGGUUUGGCUAACGUUGUCUCUUUUACACCCUUACGGCCAAGUUUUGUCUUCUUUGUUAAAUGAACCGUAAUAUAAAAAUAUUAUAUCGCAAAUAUUGGCAAUUAUAACUAUGCCUCUAAGAUAAUAUAAAACCUUGUUACUCUUUUUUUUUGACAGCUAUCGUUAUUGAUAUAAGUAUUAUCUAGUAGAAAUUACCAUUGGUAUUCGAUAUGGGAACCGAGCUUCGUUACUAAAACUAACCCGGCAAUAAUCCACGUAAGGAUUCGAGCCGCCGUGCGAAAGAGAAAACGCUAUACGAAUCUAUCUCUUUCUUUCCAACAUCGCCGAGUACUACAGUAGACGUAGACGUUAUUUAUUAGUGACGUGACUCUUGCUGGCGUGUUUUUCGAAUAGUGUAGUGUUAGCUGAUUCGAAUUGUUACGGUUCAUCUACAAACGAAGACUGUCACUUUAUAUAUUAGAUUUAUAAAUAUUAGAAUAGAAUUUCGAAAUACGGUUUGUUCCACUGUGAUUAUAGGGGAGGGUAGGAAACACGUCAGCGAGCUAGAGUUAUAGAGGAAGCUAAAUCGACCCUAUAUCUAUAGCGCUAAAGUACAUAAUUGCGCUUAUGUGUAACAGACAAUCUUUCAGCCACGUGUACGCAAUAUUUCUUAAGUUAUAAUUUGCUAUGUUUAAGGUUCUCGAACUAUAGAACUGUCAAAUAUUUUUAUUAAUAUAAAAAGUAUUAUGCUUUUGUUGGCUUUGCUAUUUAUAUAUUCGCUAAUUUUUGUUCGAUUUUGAAUGUCUUAUAUUUGUUAUAUUUUGACACAUUGUUAGGCAGCCUCAAAUAAUAUUAUUUAUGCAUUUUUUUAUACUGGUUUUUCGCGUGGUUUUAUUAACGCGAAUGUAUUUCAGAUUUAUAUAUGAUUUACGAAUAACAAUACAAUCAAACGAAAAUCAGUGAAUUCAGUUAUUAACAGAACGUCCUAAUUACCCUAUAUAUGUUGUCACAAUAUGACAACAGAUGCAACAUGUAUGAACAAUAGUUUUACACAUUAAUGAAAAAUAUUUUAAUGCCUUUAUGCUGCUGAGCCAGCCAAGGAUGAACCCCGUAGUAGAAUAUGUGAUAUAUUGGUUUGAAUUUGGGUUAUUUUGUAUGAGAUCCUUUUCGGCAAAUCAAAUGAAAAUAAACACUCUCCGAACUUAUGUUUUGUUCACUGUGUCCUUGUAUUAAUUGCGGUACAAAGGCAUAGUCUAUCGUUUGAUAGUAUUUAUUAACAUUCCGUUUUAUUAAUGAGUGAUACAGUUUUUGUAAUUUUUAAUUCGAUUAUGAUUAAGCCUUUGUUGUCGGGAGCUGUCACUUUACACCAGCUAUCUGUCAAAGAAUGGCGCGAACUCGCGGUGACAGAUGUAACACUAAGGCAGAAUCAUACCUAUCAUAUGUCAAAAUCCAAUUUUUGACGUACAGUUGACAGACUAAGUGGUAGAUUUUUAAUCUGUUUGACUUUUUGUUUAUUUAGAACGAGUCAUUGGCGGAAUUGUGAUUUACACAGAAGCCGCCAUUAAAAGUGAACCGACUUUUUGUUUAUGAUGAUUGAAUUUUGUUACGCAGUAUUGUUAUUCGUAGAUAUUUUUUACAUUUAUUGAAUUCCUAUCAGUAUAUUUUCGUGUAAGCUUAUAAAAUUGAUUUUGUCAUUAAUUAUUGUUAGUCAUGAAUAAAAGCAUUUACAUAGUAUUAAGUUUAUAUAGUCUAUUAUAAAAUAAACAAAAUUAAGGAUCAUUUGGUUAAUUUUUGUGGCACAAAAAGUUAAUGAUAAGUGAAUGAUAAUAAAUCCGAUAGGAGAGCUAGAUUUUUUGUUAGCAAAUUAAGAUUAUAGUGUUGUGCUAUUUUCGUUUGGUUUUUCUCUUCUUUUUGAAUUAAUUACAUCAUGUGCUGUUAAUUUACCUAAUCAGCGACCUGUCUAAAAAGUUUACUCUUGAUUAAUAUAGUGAGGAGAACUAAAAUAACAAUUAACUAAUCAACGACUCCGAGUACUACUGUUAGUGUUUGAUGUUCUGAACCCAAAAAAUGGGGGGGGGGCAGUCACUUAUGUAUUAUUAUAUAUUUUUUAAAUAACAUAGUGUGUACAGAAAUUUUCGAGUUUUACAUUCAGUACGAUACCAUAGAAUCGAUACGAUACCUAGAGAUUCUUUUCUUUUCUUUGUUCCUUACGAAUAAAACUAAAAUAUUUUUACACGUAUUACGAGUCCUUAUAAAGCUAGCUCUGUCUUUUUGGUAAUAUUUGAAACUAUUUGAGAUUAAAUCAUCCGUUACGACAAUAGUAGGUAAUAAUCGAAUUGCGUAUUUUUUUCUUAAGAUUUGUCUCUCUGCUUUUAUUUAGGUUGUGCCGAAAGAAGCUUUUUUCGCUUAUAAAUAAGGGUGAGAUUAGUAUAAACGUAGAUAAACUGAAGACUGUUCAUGCAAUUUUAAAAUUUAAUUCACGAGGCCGCGUAGUCCGUCUAUGAUAUACUAUGACAAUGCCAUCACAAUAAAUUUUCCAUUCUUUUUUCAGUCAUGCCCCACUUUUAACCUGUUUAAAAUUCUUGCUAUGUAUAUAAUUUUUAAUUAAUUUUAUUGUAAGAAACUUAAAAGGAUUUUAUGACACUAUAACUUAUAACGUAACACGAUUAGUCAAUUUUCAAAAGAAUGAAAACUGAUUGAAAAUUUCAAAUAAUUUUAUAAUUUACUUAACAGUUUUCCCCCCUGUGGCGUAGGCUCACGUUGGGUAACCCUGAUACAGCCCUAUACAUGACACAUACUAUAUUAAGAUAUAUACUGUGACAAAAUUGUUCAAUUAGAGGUAUUUUUUACUUGUUUUAAUAAUUGAAAAUUCUUUGUAAAGAGGUUGUUCACAAUGUUCGUAAUGUAAUGGGAUAUUUUAUAUCAACUCUAUGGAUAAUUCAAGGGUAUAAACUAUAAACGAAGAAUUUGAUAAAUCGAAAAAGUUGUUAUAUUCAGGUACGUUAUAAUAACUGUGUUACAUUUUUAGCGUCUUCAAUUAAAAAUAAAGCAUUCAUAAUUCUGGCCAGUUUACACAGUACACGUAUUAAUACGCCUAAUAAUGCCUUCUUAUCUGUGCAAUAGCUCGGACUACGCGACCUUCGGCCAUGUUUUCCAUGUUUUAUGAAUAUUUCCAAAGAAAUUUAGAAUUUUCGUUGCCUAUUCGCUCUUUGCACCACGGCCUAGACUUUAUUUUUCAUCUGUAACAGCUUGCGUUCCAAGUGUCACCCUCGGAAUCGCUGAGGCAGUUGGCCUAUUAUUGUACAGAUGAGCCAACCUAUGAGAGCUUGAAGAAAGUACUCCAUUAAUUUUAUAAAUUAGUCUUUUACGAGUGUAAUUGUGAUCUUGAAGAUGAAUUUAAGAUAAGAAUUAACUGUAAUUAUAUGUAAACUAAUUCAAAAAAUGUAUAAUGUAAUAUUAUGUAUGAAACAUGCAGUUUUUUAUUUAUUAAACACUAGUGCCAUGUAUGAGCAUCUUGUGGAUAAAUUAUGAACCUAUAAUAAAUACCAGAUUCACCCUAA